Messenger RNA from Papilio polytes (common Mormon), 786 nucleotides. Its product is annotated as extensin-like. The transcript is spliced from 2 exons. The record is from RefSeq and is a predicted model, not a curated record. Bases 1 to 786 code for a protein of 261 amino acids. Lineage: Eukaryota; Metazoa; Arthropoda; Insecta; Lepidoptera; Papilionidae.
AUGCUUUCGCCCCAGACGUCUAUGCAUCGGACGCGGAUCUAUACGCUCCACCAUUACGUCCUGCCUCCAGACCAGUACGCCCCGCCCUCAGACCAGUACAACCCACCUCCAGACCAGUACGACCAGCCUCCGGAUCAGUACGACCCGCCUACUGAUCAGUACGACCCGUCUUCUGAUCAGUACGACCCGUCUUCUGAUCAGUACGACCCGCCUCCUGAUCAGUACGACCCGCCUCCUGAUCAGUACAACCCGCCUCCAGACCAGUACGUCCCGCCUCCAGAUGAGUACGAUCCGCCUCCAGAUCAGUACGAUCCGCUUCCAGAUCAGUAUGAACAGCCUCCAGACCAGUACGCCCCGCACCCAGACCAGUACGCCCCGGACCCCGACCCGUACGACCCACCACCAGACCAGUACGCCCCAGACCCCACUUCUUACGGUCCACCAUCAGACCCGUACGCCCCGCCUCCAGAUCAAUACACCCUACUUCCAGAUCCAUACGCCCCACCUCCAGACCCGUAUGCCCCGCCUCCAGACCCGUAUGCCCUGCCUCCAGACCAAUACGCUCCGCUCCCAGAUCCGUAUGCUCCUACACCAGACCAGUACGACCAGCACCCCGACCCGUACGCCCCGCCGCCAGAUCCGAACGUUCCACCUCCAGACCAAUACGCCCUGCAGCCCGAUCCGAACGCCCCACUCCCAGACCUGUACGCCCCGCCCGCAGGCACGCCCCCCGACCUGGACACCGCCGAGCAUCUUAUGUGGCUGGUAAUGACCAACCAACAGUGA